Messenger RNA from Trematomus bernacchii (emerald rockcod), 5534 nucleotides. RefSeq names its product embryonal Fyn-associated substrate (gene efs). The record is from RefSeq and is a predicted model, not a curated record. Gene Ontology annotation, biological process: cell surface receptor protein tyrosine kinase signaling pathway; cell migration. Lineage: Eukaryota; Metazoa; Chordata; Actinopteri; Perciformes; Nototheniidae. Gene Ontology annotation, molecular function: protein binding. Gene Ontology annotation, cellular component: plasma membrane; cytoplasm.
CCCAUGCUAUGCUAUGUAGAUCAGUGAAAAGCGUCACCUCGUAGGGGGCGGAGAUAAUGUUGUUGUCAUAGACGAAAAUGAUUGAACGCCGAUGGCCUCAGAUUUUCACGCUUGAAAAGAAGUGAUUUUACGUAUCCUAGACUGUACAUCGAAGCGAAGUUUAUGGGCGAAAAGAAGCAAGGGAUCGAAUGAAGGCAGAGACGACGAGGCGCCGGGACUUUAAACAUGUGUCGAGCCCGGACUCAGCUGUGCUUCUGCACCGAGCCUCUCCGGAGACCAACACUUCCAUGAAAACCAGAUCCUGCUCUAAAUGGACUACCCCGACUGAGUUAUAGUUUUCCUGAGACACAACUGAUAACUUUGCAACAAUGUCUGUCUCCACGGUUUUGGCAAAGGCGCUGUUUGACAACGCGGCAGAGAGCCCGGAGGAGCUGGCUUUCCGGAAGGGUGACAUACUGAUGGUUCUUGAACAGGAGCAGGGUGGUGGGCCGGGUUGGUGGCUCUGCUCCCUGCAUGGCCGACAGGGCAUUGUCCCUGCCAACCGCCUCCGUCUCCUCCAAACCGCCCCAGCAACGGGCUCUGAUCCCCGUCGAGGCUCCACUGAGGACUCUGUUUACCUUUCCCCUGUCCCCCCACUGGCUCGCUCUGCUGUCAGCAGCAGUGCAGAGGACUUAGACGGAGUGUAUCGCUCCCCUCCAUGCGCGGGUGAGGGCCGAGUGGCUGCCUCGAGGCCGGGGGAGCUCCGCAGGGUCGAGGCAGGGCGCCCGCGCUCACAAUCCAGCUCUGGCACCCGGCCCAGACCUGACUGGGAUUUAGGGAUCGGGGGACGUCCGCGCUCACCCUCCCUCAGAGGACGAGGCACAGAAACAUCAGGAACACUUUAUCAGUCUCCAGUCAGUCCCAUGCCUUCUGCAGCUCUCAUGGAUUCAGAGUCCGUGUACCUCGCCCCCACAGGAGUUCCAAGGGCUGCCGAUGAACCAGAGGACACUACAUAUCUAUUUCCAAGAGAAACACUAACCACAGAACACUCAGACGACUGUUACUUGGUGCCUAAAGGUACGCCGCUUGCAGGGGAAGAUGUUUACCAAUCUCCAACAGGAGGGAUUUUAGCCACUGCUUUUUGCUCGAAUGGCUCAAACGGAGGACCCGGUACACCCGAGCCUAAAGCAAGCCAGGACUCACCUGAGAUGUACCAAACACCCACCGCUGUUGGAGCAUGCCUUCACAGGACUCAAGCCACAGUUUUGGCCCAUCAGCACCCAUCUCCAGUAUCCCCUGGCCAAGCAUCUCCCAGACCUUUGCUAAAGGGAGUUUUACCCAACCCAGCUGCAGCCAGGGGUAAACCCGGCCUGGGGUGUCACCGGGGGUCUCCUAUGCUGAUCAGAGCAGGGCAGGUCAGGGUUCCUGGAUCGCCAAAUUUCACCCGCAAACCCCCUCCACCAGCACCUCCAGUGAGGGGAGUCACCAGGAAAGAUUCAGCAUCGUCAGCAGAUACUAACUCACCCAAACCUACCGCUCAGGUCACUCCUGCAAGCUUGCAGCAAGAGGAGGACAAACAGAGGGGAAUUCCUCAGAGCAAGGAGGAAAGGAUGAAUAACGGGCUGGAGAAAAGCAACAACAUGCAGAACAAAAAAGGAGAACAUCAGGAUUCAGAUGCUGUGGACGAUCAGAUAUAUGAUACCCCUCCCAGCGGCAGGUGGCAGCGUCAAGUCCCAUCUUCCAUUGGUGAUGAGGACGAUAAUGGGAUCUAUGACACCCCCCGCUGUCUCCCAUCGCUAGGGGAUUCUGAGAAUGAGGUCUAUGAUGUCCCCUCCAUCACUCUGAAUGUCUCUGACUUCCAGCCUGAUGAAGUUGAUGACGAUGUCUACAGUGUCCCCACGCUUCCUGGUGUCCCUCUGGGCCCGGGAGACUCCACCCUCAGUCACUCCGGAGACGACGUAGGACAGAUCUACCGUGUCCCCGGCCCGGAGAAACGAGCCAGCAGCGGCUAUCAGAACCGGGACUCUUGUGAGCCCGACUGUGGCAUCUACGACAUGCCUGCAUUGACUACCGAACUCCUCGCUCACUCUCUGUCGUCCUCGUCCACCUCCACCCGCCGCCUCUCUGUCUCCAGUAACGGAUCGGGGGACAUGCAGUGGAGGGUCACGCUUUCCAACCUCGUCCACUCUGUGCUGAGCUCCGCCUCCACGCUGUCGUCACGGGACCUGGCCACCUCGCUGGCUGAGAUCCUCUCCACCUGGAAAGCGUGUCUCUCAGACGAUCCCCCCCCCCCUUUCCAGCAGACGUGGGCUCGCCUCUCCGAUCUCCUGCCGGCGCUAUCCGCCAUCGGCAGCGCUCCUCCCUCCGAGGGGCUGCUGACGCUGGUCCAGCGCUCCCUGGAGGAGAGCGCCCUCCUCCUGCAGGCUCAGGGUCGACCACGUUUGCCUUCCCAGGACUCGCUGUCCCGCAGGCCGCUGCCCGCGCUCCCAGUGCCUGAUGGGAAGUCUUCAGGAGGCGGGAUGGGCUCACGUAAAGGAAGCUGGAUCCAGGAGAGGCCUCUUCCCCCAACCCCUCAGCCUGCCUUCCCCUUGGCCCCCACUCAGUCCACGGUGACGCUGAUGGUGGGCCCCUCUGAUGGAGAAGACGACCCCAGCAAUGAGUACGCAGGGAUCGGAUUAACUCCCAUGCCGGCCCCUGUUCCUACAGGGGACAGUGUGGGAUACGUCAAACUGCAGGGCAAACCUGAGCCACUUCCUGAUGUCCUGGGUGACAGCAGACACAUAACAGCAGACCCAACAUUGACCCCGUCCCCCCCCCUCCCGUUGUCCCUCUCGCUGGAGGACUCGGAGCUGCUGUCCUUCUACUCGUCUCAGAGCCUGGCGCACCUCUCCUGCCUGGCGGACGCCAUCGACGUGCUCUUCAGCAGCGUGCAGGGGAACCAGCCGCCCCGCAUCUUCGUGGCCAGAGGGAAGAGUCUCAUCGUCACGGCGCACAAGCUGGUUUUUAUCGGGGACACGCUCUCCCGCCUUCUCAGCUCUGCAGACCUCCGCGCCAAGAUCACAACCUCAGGGGGACGGCUCUGUCAGGCCUUGAAGACGGUUGUCGUGGCCACAAAGGGAGCUGCACAAAACUACCCUUCAGUGCCCGCCACGCAGGAAAUGGUGGACCGGGUCGCUGAGCUUUCCCAGCAGGCAGCUGGCUUCUCCACACUGCUGCAGCGGCUGGCGGAAAUAUCUUCAUGAUAUUCCGUAUCACUCGCGUAAAAGAAAACUUUGUUUACACUACACAUAUUUUUUUUUCCCUCUUUGAAAAUGCCUUAUUUGUUGUCGGACUCUUUCAUUUUUCGGUUUAAGUGGGAUUGAAGCAAGCGAAGGAAUAAGCUUUGUGGUUGCUGAGGGUUGUGAGUGUUGGUCCUGUCAUUCAAGUGUGUGCCGGUUUGCCUUUUGUUUAUACACUGACCUCCGUGCUUUGAUGCCAGGCACACUUGUGUUUUUGAGUGUUAACUUAUUGAAUAUUUGAAGGCUCUCCGUGGCUUUGAGUGUCUGUGUGGACUGUUUAUCUUGGGCGCUUUGCUUUAUUUUUUUUAUUGAAACAAUUUAUUGUGCGUGUGUGUAUGUCUGUGUGUGUGUUAUCAUUUUGAGCUGCUAUACAGUUUGGCAGGCUCCCAUGUGUCCUCCCAGUCCUUGCCACACUCGGAGCAUGGUGUCCAGCGAAUUUUGACUUCUUCUCUUUGAUUUAUAACUCUUCUGUCCACAAUGCUCUCAUACAGGAACACCUUCUGGGUCCUGUGUUUCCUGCAUUCUCUUCGACUUUUUUUUGUAAGGUGGAGGCUGGGAGGAGAGGGAGCAUGGAGGCGGUGGAGGAGAAGACAAGGGGGAAAGAGAGAAGGCUGGGAGCAUGGAGGCGGUGGAGGAGGCGCUUUGCUUUAUUGUGUUUGCCAUAUUUUCUUCCCUUCACAUGAUAGCCAUUUUCCUUCCUUCCUCUAUUUAUUCAGCCAUCCCCCCCUCUUCCACAAAUAGCACAGAAAGAGGCCUUGCAUCCUGUUUCUGGCCUACUUUUUUUACUGUUAACCUGAAAGGCCUUUUGUGAUGAUCAUUCUGAAGCUGUUGGAAGCAGCGUAUCGAGUGUUUCGGGCUUAUUAUGGAAGACAUGGAAUAGGCUGUGGAGUAGGAGGUCUGCCUCGCUUCCACUGAAUCCGUGCAAGUGUGUUGUGUUUGUGAAGUACCCAUAUCCACUUCAAGGCAAAGAUCAGGACAGCUUGUAAUCCACUCAAUAAGGAUACAAAUCUCAAUACAUUUUCUGUUUACGUUAAGGCAUUUAAAAUCCUGAAGUCUGACAGAGAGAGAAAAUAUUUGAGCGGAUAAGAGUGAGUAAUGAUAGUUCGGUGAGAAACUGCCUAAUACUGUUCUUUCCCACGGUCACAUUGGAUGGCAAUGGAUGAGAAACCAGUUGACCAAGCUAACCUGUCUGCACACGCCUUGUUAUGAUCUGCAUGCUCACCUUUGCUUUUCAUGUUCAUUUCCCAUAAGAUGCUAGUCACCCCUGUCAACAGUGCUUUCUCACAUCUAAUUGUUUCAAGUCAGGCGGAGACUAAGGCUGGGUAUGAUGCAUAUAUAAUUCAUUAUAUAUAAAUCUUUAACCAUAUCGCCCAGCUGAGGAAGCACAGCAUACUUUAUUUGAUUAAUAAGGGGGAUUUAUUUGCAUUUUAAAUACAAAACACUUACCUGUUUUCCAUCUUAGACUAUUGUACUUCAGUCUGACCUCUACCCUAAACAUUUAUACGUAUUAUUAUGUUGGUGUGCACACAAACAGAAGCUGUGAUGGCUCAUAAAGCUGACUGGAAGGUACAAUGCUUAUCAUAUUUACACUACAAAUCUCAACUCUACAAAGGGGCUCUUGAUAAUAAUACUUCCAAGUGUUGGGAUCUCUCUUCUGUAUCCUCAGUCAUAUUGCUUAACCUUACCUUUUUUUCAGAUCCAAAUCAGUAUCAAUGCAUAAUUACUUUCUCAGUUGUGUGGAUCAGUUUAAAUUAUUCUUUGGAACAUUUUAUCUUGUUUUUUUGCAUCUUCUCUGCUGCAGUGCCACCUUGUGGAGGUUUGAAGUAUUGCUUGAUGAAACCCUGCCUGCCAAAACAGGCUCUAAACUGUAUGUUUGAAGAGAGCAAGUAACCUUUAGCAGUAUAUUUAUUACUGUCAAAUCUUAUGUUAUUUGCGUUCAGUUUGCAUGGCUUUAAUUUGCUUACAUUUUAUAUAUGCACAUCCUUUUACCAUGGGGUGAUUUUACUGGGUCAUUUACAACGAAUAAAAUGUUUUUUCCCAGAAAGAUGUUACAUUACAGUUCCAAGGUAUGGCUGUAUUUUCUUUUGUACGAGGACGUUUUUUUUACACUAUGAACUCAUUUGAGUCCGUAUUUACUGAAGUAUAAAAGUGAAUAUUUGACUUUUCUCCUACAGUAAUACGCCUCUUUACUUUUAACACUACAUUUGAUGUCUGUCUUGUAUUACUGUUCAGAAUGCACAAAUACAUCUUUUGCAAUUAAAAUGUGUUCGGAUUAUU